Poecile atricapillus (Black-capped chickadee) is the source of this 1094-nucleotide messenger RNA. Its product is annotated as GPI-linked NAD(P)(+)--arginine ADP-ribosyltransferase 1-like. The transcript is spliced from 2 exons. The record is from RefSeq and is a predicted model, not a curated record. NCBI's taxonomy places the organism in Eukaryota, Metazoa, Chordata, Aves, Passeriformes, Paridae. Gene Ontology annotation, molecular function: NAD+ poly-ADP-ribosyltransferase activity; NAD+-protein-arginine ADP-ribosyltransferase activity. Bases 124 to 669 code for a protein of 181 amino acids.
GAGCCCUCCCGAAACCCCUCCCGAGACCCCUCCCGAGACCCCUCCCGAGAGCCCUCCCGAGACCCCUCCCGAGAGCCGUCCCCUCUGAGCCCGGCCCAGGCCAUCGCUCUCCUGGCCCUCACCAUGGAGGAGCCCAGCGCGGGGUUCCACGCGGCCACGCGCCACGCCGGGAUCUCCAGCCGGGAAUACCGGGAUGGAUUCCACUUCAAAGCUCUGCAUUUCCUGCUCAGCGAGGCCCUGCGGAGGCUGUGGGACCCCCGGCGCUGCCACCGGGGGUUCCGGGGGUUCGGGGAUGUCUGGCUGGACGCCUGGCCCGGCCGCGCCGUCAGGUUUGGUCAGUUCAUGGUGACAUCGCUGAGCCCGGAGGUGGCCCAGGGUCAGGGGAACGUCACCUUGCUCCAGGUGAACACCUGCCAUGGAGCCAUCAUCCAGAACUUCUCCUACAACCCCGGCGAGCAGCAGCUGCUGGUGCCACCCUUCGAGACCUUCCAGGUCACCAAAGUCACCCGGGAAGGGAAAUCAGUGAGGAUCCACCUCAAAUCCACCGGGACCUUCAGCACGUACAACUGCGAGUGGCUGCGAGGUGGGAGCCUGCCCAGCCACCCCCCCCACCUCGGGGGGCUUCUCCUGGCCACCGUGGCCAUGGCAGCGGCCAGCGGAACCCUCUGAGCCAUGAGGCCACCGAGGUCAGCGAGGUCUUGGGGGCCACUGUGGCCACCCUGAGCACAAAGGCCACCAGGACCCCCAGGGAAAUGAAGCCACCGAGGCCACCGUGGUCACUUUGGCCAGGGUGGCCAUUGAUGCCACUGGGGUCAUUUGGGCCACUGCGGCCACUUGAGUCACCAAUGUUGCCGUGGCCAUGGUGGCCACCGCGGUCACUUUGGCCACUCUGACCACUGUGACCACUGUGGCCACCAUGGCCACAGAGAGCACCUGAGCCGUGAAGCCACCGCAGCCACCGUGACCACCGUGGCCACCAAGCCCUCCAAGCUGACCCAGGCCACUCUGGCCACCACAGCCACUCUGGCCACCGUGGCCACUGCAGCUCCCGAGGCCACAGAGGCCACCACGACCACUGUGACCCCUCUGACCCC